ACCAAAUCACUCGGUGAUCCUUUAGUCUGGCCUUAUUCCGACAGGUCAGAGGUCAAUCUGCGCGCCUUCCGUCCAUCUACUGUUGAGGAGCAGCAGUUUGUGACAAACUAAAAGUCACAGAGCGACUAAUGUUCGGGUUUUUUCUUUAAAACAGCCCAAUACAGCUACAACAAAGAACAGCAGUUUCUCACCAGGGAGUACGCUUAUUGUUGUUACCUUAUCGGUUAGCCUAGCUAGCCUGGUUAGCCACUUUAGCUGGCUGUUGAAGAAAGUACUAGCUAGCUACAUAGCUAGCUACAUAGCUAGCUCAACCUCAAGCUAGCUAACCGAAAACGAACAUUUCUUUGACCGGAGCAAGACAAACUAACGCAGACAUGCAGGACAUGCUGGCUACCGUGGAUCACCUGAAGUUUGACCUGGAACUCGCUGUGCAGCAGCAGCUAGGGGCACAGCCUCUGCCCUUCCCCGGCAUGGACAAGUCCGGGUCUGCUGUGUGUGAGUUCUUCAUGAGAGCAGCUUGUGUGAAAGGUGGGAUGUGUCCGUUCCGUCACAUCAGCGGAGAGAAGACGGUGGUGUGUAAGCACUGGCUCAGAGGACUGUGUAAGAAGGGAGACCAGUGCGAGUUUCUUCAUGAGUACGACAUGACCAAGAUGCCUGAAUGCUACUUCUACUCCAAGUUUGGUGAGUGUAGCAACAAGGAAUGUCCAUUCCUGCACAUCGAUCCAGAGUCCAAGAUCAAAGACUGUCCCUGGUAUGAUCGAGGCUUCUGCAAACACGGUCCCGACUGCAGACACAGACACACAAGAAGGGUGAUCUGUAUGAAUUACCUGGUGGGCUUCUGUCCAGAGGGAAAAUCUUGUAAAUUUAUGCACCCUCGUUUUGAAUUGCCUAUGGGAGCUUCUGAACAACCUCCUCUGCCACAGCAAAUUCAGAACCAGUCAAAGCCUAUGCCUUCCAUCGGCCGCUCGUCGCUCUCUCUAAUCCAGCUGACCAACUCCAGUCCAGGCAUGCGGCCGCAAAACCACAUGCCGAUGGCUCCUCCUCAGCAAAACAACAUGGGUGGCAACAGAGGGCCUCGACCACUGGACCAAGUCACCUGCUACAAGUGCGGUGAGAAGGGCCACUAUGCCAACAAAUGCACUAAAGGCCAUCUUGCCUUCUUGAGCGGACAGUAACCUUCAGCCUCCACAUCACCACGGUGCUGUAGCUCAGCCCCCCUGAUGUGAGGAGAGGAAGAGCAACUGAAGGGAGGAAGCCCCCUUUGCGCUACAGGCUGAAGUUGAACUUAAAGACUUUAACUGCCGCUGUUGUGUAUGUGUGUUCGUGUGUCACUUCAGGGUGAAUUUAUACAGACACAGGCAGUAGGGAAGAUAAUGAUAGCUACUAUAUCUAUUCUUUAUGGAUACAUGUAAUUAACGGAAAAGUUCACAAUCUGUGUGGCUGUGGUUCAAAUGACUUGUCAGUGUUCAGUUUUCUACAAUGUUUGUACUGUAAACCACACUGAAUAUUUAAAGACAUGACACCCAGGGUCCAACAGAGGUGCAGUGCUGUAUGUUGCUGCUUCUUUACAGGAUAUAAGCUUCCUUGGGUCAUGUGACUGCAUCAGUGACACCAGACCGGUCUUUCUAUCCUGCUACUUCUAGUAAAUCUGUCAGAUAAUAAAAACACGUGAUAAAUGCCAGUAGGAAUGUAUAUUAAUGCCGUUUAUACUCAACUAUUAUUUAGAGCCCAACCCCAUCCUGUAAUUGUGUGUACUCUCACGCCACAACCUAAAAUCCUUGUUUGCCAGUCAAAUUUGACUUUCGUUUUAAAUCCUGGGAAUAAAUUAAUUUGGCCCCGUGUUACAGCUGAAUACAGAUUGUACCCAGGACUGGGUAGAGCAGUUUGGCACAGCAAAAAAAAAAAAGCAUCUCAGGAUGAACUUCAUUGUGUUAAGUAUGACAUUUUUUACAAAUCUGUACAAAUAAA
Cottoperca gobio is the source of this 1968-nucleotide messenger RNA. RefSeq names its product cleavage and polyadenylation specific factor 4 (gene cpsf4). Bases 375 to 1175 code for a protein of 266 amino acids. Gene Ontology annotation, molecular function: RNA binding; zinc ion binding. The transcript is spliced from 8 exons. The record is from RefSeq and is a predicted model, not a curated record. NCBI's taxonomy places the organism in Eukaryota, Metazoa, Chordata, Actinopteri, Perciformes, Bovichtidae.